AUGUCUUCAUCGAUGCAAUCUUCAUACCUCCCUGCUACCACUGGGUCCAUAGCAAAAGCUCAGGAGGCCAAGGACGCUUCGGAGUCCAUCUCAAUCCUCUACCAUGUGCUUGAGGAUCCCUCUUCAUCAGCGGAUGCACUGAGAGUAAAAGAGCUUGCCAUUACGAAUCUCACAAACUACCUCACAAAAGAGAACAGAGCUGAGGAUCUCAGGAACCUUUUGACCCAGCUCAGGCCCUUUUUUGCAUUGAUCCCUAAGGCAAAGACCGCGAAGAUUGUGCGUGGCAUCAUUGAUGCCGUUGCCAAGAUACCUGGAACAUCUGAGCUUCAGAUCUCACUGUGCAAGGAGAUGGUAGAAUGGACCCGUGCGGAGAAGCGAACCUUCCUCAGGCAGCGUGUGGAAGCAAGGCUGGCAGCCCUUCUGUUAGAGAAUCAGGAGUAUACUGAGGCCCUCACACUCCUCUCUGGACUCAUCAAGGAAGUCAGGAGGCUGGAUGACAAGUUGCUUCUUGUGGACAUUGACCUCCUGGAGAGCAAGCUCCAUUUCUCUCUGAGAAACCUUCCAAAAGCCAAAGCUUCUCUGACCGCUGCAAGAACUGCAGCCAAUGCCAUUUACGUGCCACCAUCUCAGCAGGGCACUAUUGAUCUGCAGAGCGGAAUCCUUCAUGCUGAAGAGAAAGAUUACAAGACUGCUUACAGCUACUUCUUCGAAGCAUUUGAAGCUUUUUGUUCACUGGAAGAUCCCAAGGCCAUCUUCAGCUUGAAGUACAUGCUUCUGUGCAAGAUAAUGGUCAACCAAGCUGAUGAUGUUGCAGGAAUCAUCUCAUCAAAGGCUGGCCUGAAGUAUCUGGGUCCUGAUGUUGAUGCUAUGAAAUCUGUGGCCGAUGCCUAUUCCAAAAGGUCUCUGAAGUACUUCGAAACUGCUCUCCGUGAUUACAAAGCUCAGCUGGAAGAAGAUCCUAUUGUCCACAGGCACCUUUCUUCACUGUAUGAUACUCUCUUGGAGCAGAACCUCUGCAGGUUGAUUGAGCCCUACUCUAGGGUGGAGAUUGCCCACAUUGCAGAGAUGAUUGAGCUGCCAAUCAACCAUGUUGAGAAGAAGCUAUCCCAGAUGAUCCUUGACAAGAAAUUCGCAGGGACACUAGAUCAAGGCGCUGGCUGCCUCAUCAUCUUCGAGGACAGCAAGACUGAGGAGAUCUUCCCUGCCACGCUUGAAACGAUCACGAAUGUCGGGAAGGUUGUGGACAGCCUGUACAUGAGAUCGGCCAAGAUCAUGGCCUGA
Molecule: messenger RNA, 1281 nt
Organism: Miscanthus lutarioriparius
Lineage: Eukaryota; Viridiplantae; Streptophyta; Magnoliopsida; Poales; Poaceae
Source: the annotation of a GenBank genome assembly